This is a messenger RNA of Haemonchus placei, 1677 nucleotides long. The record is from the annotation of a GenBank genome assembly. NCBI's taxonomy places the organism in Eukaryota, Metazoa, Nematoda, Chromadorea, Rhabditida, Trichostrongylidae.
AUGAAUGCGAAGUUUUCCAUUCUCCUCGCAUCCGGCGUUUCAUUUUCAGUCAUAUUAAUCAGUUUCAUAUGUGUCGGCGUCAUUUUGCAAGAUAUAAACAGCCUCUACGAUGAUGUCAUGGAUGACAUGCAGGAGUUCACAGCGAUUGCUAAUGCAGCCUGGGAAGAAAUCAUGAUCCAAACUGCACCAGUUGGACCAAAUGAAGCCAGUACAACACUAAAUCGUGACAAGCGUUCCGCUGAUCAUUGUAAUUGUGGCGGGCAACCUAACGAUUGCCCGCUAGGACCUCCAGGUCCUCCCGGAGAGCCGGGAAGAGCAGGUGAAACCGGAUUCGAUGGUGAACCAGGUCGUAAUGGUGUUCCAGGAAUAGAAACAGUCGGUCUUCGAAUAAUUACGGGAUGCAUCAAAUGUCCAAUUGGAGCGCCAGGACCUGCAGGGCUUGCAGGACCUCAAGGACCUAGUGGACCGGAUGGGCAACCAGGAGCACCAGGAGCUCCUGGAAAUGAUGGACAACCAGGAGCACAAGGACCUGUGGGAGAAGCUGGGGAGCGAGGGGAGCCUGGAGCAACAGGCCCCCCUGGAGAAAACGGAGAUAAUGUACAGGAAGGAAANCCCCUGGGCCACCAGGACGUCCUGGUCCGAAUGGGCUUGAUGGAGAACCUGGAGCUCCCGGACAGCCGGGAGAGCCUGGAGAAUCAGGAAUGCCAGGCAACGAUGGAACUUAUUGCUCAUGCCCACGUCGUAUGGAUAAGAGAACGAUAUCGCCCUGACAGCAGCUCGUCAACGAUGAACACUCGAUUCUUCGUAGCAGCAGCUUCCGCAGCUUCUGCUGCUGUCAUCUUUGUUUGCCUUAUUCUAGUUGUAAUACUUCUCCAAGACAUUAACACUUUCUACGAUGACGUCAUGGACGAAAUCCGGGAUUUCAAGACUAUCGCCGAUGGGGCUUGGAAAGACAUGAUCGUCACUCCACAAUCCAGCACUGCAUCACAAGGACAACAUCCCCUUAUCUUCGGUAGAACGAAGAGGUCGAAGGCAGUUUGUGCGUGUGAUGCGGUAGAAAGCACGUGUCCGCCAGGUCCUCAAGGAGAACAAGGACUACCAGGACAAGCUGGUGAGCCGGGAAUACCGGGCGAACAUGGACUUCCUGGAAUACCUGGAAUAGGGGUUAUUGAUUCGCAAGGUGCAGCUGGCUGUAUCCCAUGUCCACCUGGACCCCACGGACCACCCGGAAAAAAAGGUCCAAAAGGGCCACCUGGUCCUGACGGACAACCUGGAAGGCAAGGAAUGGUUGGCGGUGAUGGACAUCCAGGGCCUGCAGGACCACCGGGAGAUGCAGGUAUUCCAGGAACGCCAGGAAUCCCUGGGCAACGCGGUACCGCUGGAAGGAACAGGAAACAAGGUCGCGGAAAACGAGGACCUCCUGGUCUACCCGGUUCCAGAGGCGCGUCCGGCUCUCCUGGAGCCAAUGGUGAAGAAGGUGCACCAGGCAAGCCUGGUCCACAAGGUAUACCGGGUGCUGCCGGUAAGAAUGGCACAGCUGCUAGUGCAGGUGAGCCUGGUCCCGCAGGGGGUCCAGGCAUACCGGGUGCUGAUGCAGCUUAUUGCCCAUGUCCACUGCGUGCCACUCAAAUCAAGGCUGCAACGGAACCACCAGAUUACUACUUACGAUCUGCAUAA